Molecule: messenger RNA, 2372 nt
Organism: Cavia porcellus (domestic guinea pig)
Lineage: Eukaryota; Metazoa; Chordata; Mammalia; Rodentia; Caviidae
Gene: Itfg1
Product: integrin alpha FG-GAP repeat containing 1
Exons: 18
Coding region: 200-2038 (612 amino acids)
Cellular component (GO): plasma membrane
Source: RefSeq, a predicted model, not a curated record
GAGCGCGAAGGUGCACCUCAUCCAGGCUCCACGCCCUCUCGGUCCUCAGAGGGUCUUCCCUAAGGAAGUUUCGAGGGGGAUCCGCGGCGGCGGCUCGAACGUGCCUCUGGGCUGUGAACAUUCUCUGUCGCCUGUCGUGCGGUGCUUUGCGGUUGCCGUCAAGCGCGGCUACGGGCCGCGGGCGGGCCGAGGGGCUGCCAUGGCGGCGGCGGCGGCGGGCGGGCUGCACAGCUCUUGGCCGCUGCUGGGGCCUCUUCUAUGGGGGCUCGCCCUGCUAGGAGCCGGGCCGGUUCCGGCGCGGGCACUGCACAACGUUACGGCCGAGCUCUUCGGGGCCGAGGCUUGGGGCACCCUGGCGGCCUUCGGGGACCUCAACUCAGACAAGCAGACGGAUCUCUUCGUGCUGCGGGAAAGAAAUGAUUUAAUCGUCUUUUUGGCAGACCAGAAUGCACCCUAUUUUAAACCUAAAGUAAAGAUAUCUUUGAAUUAUAGUGCAUUGAUAACAAGUGUGGUCCCUGGGGAUUAUGAUGGCGAUUCACAAAUGGAUGUCCUUCUAACAUAUUUUCCUCAAAAUCAUGCAAGCAGUGAAUUGGGAGCUGUUAUCUUCUGGGGACAGAAUCAAACAUUAGACCCUAACAAUAUGACCAUACUCAAUAGGACUUUUCAAGAUCAACCACUAAUUAUGGACUUCAAUGGGGACCUAAUUCCUGAUGUAUUUGGUGUCACAAAUGAAUCUAGCCAGCCACAGAUACUGCUAGGAGGAAAUUUAUCAUGGCAUCCUGCAUUGUCUACCAAAAGAAAAAUGCGAAUUCCACAUUCUCAUGCGUUUAUUGAUCUGACCGAAGAUUUUACAGCAGAUUUAUUCCUCACUACAUUGUCUGCCUCUAGUACAUUCCAGUUUGAAAUAUGGGAAAAUCUGGAUGGGAACUUCUCUAUCAGUGACACAUUACAAGCACCUCAAAAUAUGCUGGUAGUUGGACAGUCAGCAUUUGCAGACUUUGAUGGAGACGGACACAUGGAUCACUUACUACCAGGCUGUGAAGACAAACUCUGCCAGAAAAGCACCAUCUACUUAGGGAAAUCUGGGUCAAAGAAGUGGGUUCCGGUCCUACAGGAUUUCAGCAAUAAGGGCACAUUGUGGGGUUUUGUGCCAUUUGUGCAUGAAGAAAUGCCAACUGAAAUUCCAAUUCCAAUAACCCUUCAUAUCGGAGACUAUAACAUGGAUGGCUAUCCAGAUGCCCUUGCCAUACUAAAGAAUACAUCUGGAAGCAACCAGCAGGCUUUCUUGCUGGAGAACGUCCCGUGUAAUAACGCAAGCUGUGAGGGUGCCCACCGGAUGUUCAAAGUCUACUGGGACCUGAUGGACUUAAAUCAAAUCAAAGAUGCUGUGCUCACCACUUUCUUUGACAUUUACGAAGAUGGAAUCCUGGACAUUAUAGUACUGAGUAAAGGAUAUACAAAAAAUGAUUUUGCCAUCCAUACACUAAAAAAUAACUUUGAAGCAGACGCCUAUUUUGUUAAAGUCAUUGUUCUUAGUGGUCUCUGUUCUAAUGACUGUCCUCGUAAGAUAACACCCUUCGGAGUGAAUCAGCCUGGCCCUUACAUCAUGUAUACAACUGUUGAUGCAAAUGGGUAUCUGAAAAAUGGCUCAGCUGGACAACUGAGCCAGUCAGCACACUUAGCCCUCCAGCUGCCGUAUAACGUACUUGGUUUAGGUCGAAGUGCAAAUUUUCUUGACCAUCUUUACGUUGGUAUCCCGCGUCCACCUGGAGAGAAAUCUAUAAGAAAACAAGAAUGGACUGCAAUCAUUCCAAAUUCCCAACUCAUUGUCAUUCCAUACCCUCACAGUGUCCCUCGAAGCUGGAGUGCCAAACUCUAUCUCACACCAAGUAACAUUGUUCUGCUCACUGCUAUCGCACUCAUUGGCGUCUGCGUAUUCAUCUUGGCCAUCAUUGGCAUUCUGCAUUGGCAGGAAAAGAAAGCAGAUGAUAGAGAAAAACGACAAGAAGCCCAUCGGUUUCACUUUGAUGCUAUGUGACUUGGCUUUAAUGUACCUGUUGGAACGAACAUUCAUGUGAUUAUUGGAAAUAACCAAGUUCUGAUUGAUCAAAGAAAAUAAGAGAUUUUGGAUAUUAUUUAUAAAUGAUACGUCACUUGAAAAUUAUUGGGAAAGAAUCAAAUAUGGUCUGACAGACUCAAGGUCCUUUUCUAAGCAGUUUGUAAAUGAUGAUUUGGGUUCAUUAUCAGUCAUCCUGUGCAUUUUGUUCCUUUGUGGAUAUGCUGCAUGCACUCUGGUGUCUGUGUAUUUAUAACCUUAAUAGAGUAAUGAUGAUGGAAAAGAUGUGUAAAUAAAACUAUUUAAAUGAGCAGGA